UUAUUAUCAAGACAGCGGUGAGUUGCAUCAGUGUAACCAUAAAUAUCAUAUUUCUGCUAGUUCAAGUUAGAAAAACAUUUUUUAAAACUUAUAUAUAAUCGUUAAACUUUAUUAAUAUUGUCGGAUAUUGCAAAACAAACACGAUAAGUAAAUUUAUAGUAAUUAGACAUUGCAGUUUAUUUACUUUUGGUUUUGAGCAAUGGAUACUAAUUUAAAUCACAAAAAUUUAAUCCAAGGUUCAACUAGUAAGCAAUUCAAAUCCAAUCAAAAAAAAGAAAAUGUAUAUAGGAAUGAGGAAAAGUUGGAAAACAAUUUUGGGUAUAAAAAUUCUAAAACUACAGAUGGAAUAAUUCAUUUCGAGGCAUUAGAUAAAAAGAACGCUGAUGCUCAAAAUUUAGUCCCUCGGGAACCAAGUUCUGAAUCUAAAUCUCUUAAGGAAAUUGAUAAUACAAAUAAUAAUGAUAAAUUACGGCCAUCAAAUAAGCAAUCCAAUCAAACAAAAAAAUGGACAUUAACUGACUUUGAAAUUGGUAAACCUUUGGGAAAAGGUAAAUUUGGAAACGUAUAUUUAGCUAGAGAGAAACGAACAAAAUUUAUAAUUGCCAUGAAGGUGCUCUUUAUAAAUCAAAUAGAAGAAGGAAAAAUAGAACAUCAAGUACGUAGAGAAAUUGAAAUCCAAACUCAUUUACGACAUCCCAACAUUUUACGUAUGUACGGUUACUUUUAUGAUGACAGAAGAGUAUAUUUUAUUUUAGAGUUUGCACCAAAUGGUGAAUUGUAUAAAGCUCUAAAAGCAGCACCCAAUGGACGAUUCGAUGAUAAAAGAACCGCGCCUUACAUACGUCAAUUAGCAGACGCUAUGAAAUACUGUCACAGUAAAAAAGUAAUUCACCGUGACAUCAAACCUGAAAAUUUGCUAUUAGGAAGAGACGGGGAACUAAAAAUAGCUGAUUUUGGAUGGUCUGUACACGCACCUUCUUCUCGAAGAGAAACUCUAUGUGGUACACUUGAUUACUUACCACCAGAAAUGGUUCUUGGUAAAUCACAUGACCAUACUGUUGAUUUGUGGGGAGCUGGAGUAUUAUGCUAUGAGCUGUUGACUGGCAAUCCACCUUUUAUGGCUAAAACUUACGAGGGAACUCGUUCUAAAAUAGUAAAUGCACAAUGCACAUUCCCAAAUUACGUCAGUGAAGGUGCUCGUGAUUUGAUUUCAAAGUUAAUUGUUGUCAAACCUGAACAGCGAUUGCCCUGGGACGGUGUGCUUGCUCAUCCUUGGAUUUUACAACAUUAAUUUUUAAUGUCGGUGUCUAUAAUUCUUAGCAAAUAAUUUUUCAUAAGUUAAAAUAAUAAAAUCAUGAAUUGUUUUUUGAAUAUUCAGAUAGUGAAAAUCACACAAUAUAAUCAUUUUAGUUCAUGUUUUAUAAAUCAAUAAUUCUUAAAUAAAACUUUCUUAAUUUUUUGAUUAA
Molecule: messenger RNA, 1466 nt
Organism: Cotesia glomerata
Lineage: Eukaryota; Metazoa; Arthropoda; Insecta; Hymenoptera; Braconidae
Product: aurora kinase B-like
Exons: 5
Coding region: 200-1291 (363 amino acids)
Biological process (GO): regulation of cytokinesis; mitotic spindle organization; protein phosphorylation
Cellular component (GO): spindle midzone; chromosome passenger complex; spindle pole centrosome
Molecular function (GO): ATP binding; protein kinase activity
Source: RefSeq, a predicted model, not a curated record